Messenger RNA from Telopea speciosissima, 2663 nucleotides. Its product is annotated as subtilisin-like serine-protease S. The transcript has 11 exons. Gene Ontology annotation, biological process: proteolysis. NCBI's taxonomy places the organism in Eukaryota, Viridiplantae, Streptophyta, Magnoliopsida, Proteales, Proteaceae. The record is from RefSeq and is a predicted model, not a curated record. Gene Ontology annotation, molecular function: serine-type endopeptidase activity. Bases 104 to 2383 code for a protein of 759 amino acids.
CGUUUUUAAUCCUUUAUUCUCUGUCUUUGUCUCUCUUGCUCUCUCCCCUCUUUAACUUAUAUCUUCUCUACCUCUCUGUAACUCUUUCACUCGAAAAUUGGAAAUGGCGGCAUUGAGUUUUAUCAGUACCAUUUGCUUGUUUCUGUUUGUUCUGGUUGCAGAGACCAGCUUUUGUCUUUCUUCGAAGGUUUAUGUUGUUUACAUGGGAAGUCGAAUUAGUACUGACCCAGAUGAGAUUUUGAGGCAAAAUCAUCAAAUUCUCACCGAUAUUCAUGAAGGAAGCAUCGAGAAAGCCAAAGCCUCUCAUAUCUAUAGUUACAGACAUGGUUUUAGAGGAUUUGCUGCAAAGUUGACAGAAGAGCAAGCUUCCGAAUUAGCUAGGAUGCCGGGUGUGGUUACUGUAUUUCCUAAUCUUAAAAGAAAACUACAUACUACUCAUUCUUGGGAUUUUAUGGGCCUUGUAAACGAUGAAGAGAUGGAGAUUCCAGGCUACUCAACCAAGAACCAAGAAAAUGUCAUCAUAGGUUUCAUUGAUACAGGAAUAUGGCCAGAAGCCCCGAGUUUUAGUGACCGUGGCAUGCCUUUUGUGCCCUCUAGAUGGAAGGGACAAUGUCAAGCUGGAGAAGCAUUUAAUGCUUCAUCUUGUAACAGGAAAGUGAUAGGGGCAAGGUACUAUUUAAGUGGCUAUGAAGCUGAAGAGGAUUCUGUAACGACAUUAACAUUCCGAUCCCCAAGGGAUAGCUCUGGUCAUGGUAGCCAUACAGCCUCAAUAGCAGCUGGCAGGUAUGUGUCAAACAUAAAUUAUAAUGGAUUGGCUGCUGGAGGUGCUAGAGGUGGUGCUCCGAUGGCAAGGAUUGCAGUAUACAAAACAUGUUGGGAUUCUGGUUGCUAUGAUGUGGACUUACUAGCUGCAUUCGAUGAUGCAAUUAAAGAUGGGGUUGACAUCUUGUCUCUCUCUCUGGGCCCUGAUUCUCCACAGGGAGAUUACUUCAGUGAUGCCAUCUCAAUGGGGUCGUUUCAUGCUUCUACCCAUGGAAUUCUGGUAGUUUCUUCUGUUGGAAAUGAAGGUACUCAAGGCUCUGCCACAAAUCUUGCGCCAUGGAUGAUCACUGUUGCUGCUAGUUCAACAGAUAGGGAUUUAGUGUCUGAGAUCAUGUUAGGAGAUGGAACUAACUGCACGGGUGAAAGUCUCUCUGUCUUUGAAACCAAUGGCCCAAGAAGGAUCAUCUCUGCUUCAGAAGCCAAUGCUGGAUACUUCACUCCUUAUCAGUCCAGCUAUUGUUUAGAGAGUUCCUUGAAUAGUACCAUAGCAAAAGGGAAGGUACUGGUAUGCCGACAUGCUGAACUUUCUUCGGAGUCAAAGCUAGCCAAGAGCUUGAUAGUGAAAGAAGCUGGUGGUGUUGGGAUGAUUCUCAUAGAUGAGUCAGAUAAGGAUGUUGCAAUCCCCUUUGUGAUACCUGCAGCUAUUGUUGGGGCAAAGACAGGGGACAGGAUCCUAUCUUAUAUUAAUCAUACAAGGAAACCGACUUCCAAUAUCUUGCCUACAAAAACUGUAUUAGGAUCUAGACCUGCUCCCAGGGUUGCAGCAUUUUCGUCGAAAGGGCCCAAUACUUUGACCCCAGAAAUUUUGAAGCCCGAUAUCACAGCUCCUGGGCUGAAUAUCCUUGCAGCAUGGUCUCCGGCAAUUGGAAAAAUUAAUUACAACAUUCUCUCUGGAACUUCCAUGUCUUGCCCACACAUAACAGGAAUUGUAGCAUUAAUAAAAGCUGUGUAUCCAUCAUGGUCACCUUCCGCAAUCAAGUCUGCCAUCAUGACGACAGCUACUGCGUUGGAUAAGAGUGGCAGAGCAAUGAAAGUAGACCCUGAAAGAAGAAGAGGAAAUCCAUUCGAUUAUGGUUCAGGCUUUGUGAGCCCAAAAAGAGUCCUUAAUCCCGGUAUUGUCUAUGAUGCACAUCCUGCAGACUACAAAGCUUUCCUCUGUUCAAUUGGUUACGAUGAGCAGUCAUUACAUUUGAUUACAAGGGACAACAGCACAUGCAGUCACACAUUUCCAUCAGCCUCAGACCUGAAUUAUCCAUCAAUCACAGUGCCUAAUCUUAAGGACAACUUCUCUGUGACUCGAACUGUGACAAAUGUGGGGAAACCAAGUAGUAUUUACAAAGCAAUAGUGUCUUCUCCCCCUGGAAUUAAUGUUACUGUUGCUCCAAAUUAUCUGGUCUUCAACAGCUAUGGUCAGCAGAUCACUUUCACUGUGAAUUUCAAGGUGAUCGCUCCAUCAAAGGAUUAUGUAUUUGGUCAUUUAGCAUGGAGAACAGAAAAGCUAAGAGUAACUAGCCCAUUGGUAGUCCGGGUUGCUCAUUCUACCGAAGGGUUGUUAAGAUGAGCUUGAGUACAGUAGAGAACAGAUAAAGAACUUCGAGGCCCUUGGCAGAAACACUAGAAUACAAGAUGAUAUCAUAAUUAAGUAACCAUCCCGCUUGAGGUGAAUCACAUUACUUGGGGCAAGCAGGGAAAAGUUCCGAGAUACAAGCUACCUGAUUAAUCAUAACUAGCCCUUAAAAUUGGUCAGUAAACACCAAACAAGAACAGAAGUGUUGUUCCUGUAUGUAUGGUCCUUUUAUACGUUUCUUCUAUGGAAUAUAAGUUCUUUUUUUUCUCUUGUA